Morus notabilis is the source of this 2086-nucleotide messenger RNA. RefSeq names its product acidic endochitinase. Gene Ontology annotation, molecular function: chitinase activity. The transcript has 3 exons. Gene Ontology annotation, biological process: carbohydrate metabolic process. Bases 212 to 1738 code for a protein of 508 amino acids. The record is from RefSeq and is a predicted model, not a curated record. Gene Ontology annotation, cellular component: extracellular region. Lineage: Eukaryota; Viridiplantae; Streptophyta; Magnoliopsida; Rosales; Moraceae.
UGUAAAAUUAUUUUUUCAUCAAAGACUUAUUAGUGAAGACUUGGAAUAUGGUCAUUUAGGUCCAACAGUUUUAAAAAAAAAAAAAAUGGUCCAACAAAAAAGUCCCUGUAUCCAACUACCAUAUGCCGUAACCUCUAUCCCAUUAUUUGCAUACAUCCGCAACCACGCAUUGGAAGGAACAAAAACAAACCACACCUAAGCAAGACCGUCCAUGGGCUUAAUCCAAAAUCUCCUCAAUGUCUUCUCCUUCCUUUUAAUUCUAACUCUCUCCUUUGCCUCAUCUAGAGCAACCCAGAUAGAGAUCCUCAAUAACUGCACCUACACCGUUUGGGCCGCCGCCAACCCGGGCGGCGGAAAGCAGCUAAAACAAGGCGAGACAUACACUCUCAGCAACAUAACCAGCUCAGGCCGGAUCUGGGGCCGGACCAAGUGCGCUUUCGAUCGCGAAGGCCAUGGCAAAUGCGAGAGCGGUGACUGUGAAGGCCGGCUCCACUGCCAAGCCAACGGUCGAGCCCCUAACACCCUGGCCCAAUAUUCACUAAACCAAAGAAACAAUGAUGUCUUCUACAUCUCUGUUGUUGAAGGGUUUAACAUUCCUAUGGAAUUCAGCGUGUCGCCGUCAUCGCCGCCAUCGUCAUCUUCAAAUUGCAGCAAUGCCAUUAGCGAAUGCACUGCAGAUGUAAACGGGGCGUGUCCGAUGGAGUUAAGAGAUCCGGCGGGGUGUAACAAUCCUUGCACCGUGUUCCGAAACAAUCAGUUCUGUUGCAAUUCCGGGAUGAGCAUUUGCAAACCUACGAGUUAUUCCGAGUUUUUUAAGGAUCUUUGCCAGGACGCCUUUACUUUCCCUUAUGAUUUUGAUCAGAGAAACACUUGCCCAACUGGGACCAACUACAACGUUGUCUUCUGCCCAAGUCAGUCAACCAAAACAGGUAUGAUUAUUGUCUACUGGGGCCAGAGCGGAAAUGAAGGAAGCUUGGCCGAUACAUGUGCCACAGGCAAUUAUGGAGUAGUGAACAUUGCUUUUCUUAACACUUUUGGCAGUGGCCAGACCCCAUCGCUCAACCUUGCUGGCCACUGUGACCCGACGACGAACGGGUGCACUCGUUUGAGCAACGACGUCAAAGCUUGCCAAAGCAAGGGUAUCAAGGUCAUGCUUUCCAUUGGUGGUGGUGUUGGUAGCUACAACCUUUCUUCUGCAGAGGAUGCAAGAGUAAUUGCAGACUACCUGUGGAAUAACUUUCUUGGAGGCCAAUCAGAUUCCAGGCCUCUAGGUGAUGCAGUUCUGGAUGGGAUUGACUUUGAUAUUGUGGGAGGCACAACACGGUACUGGGAUGAACUUGCCAAGGCACUAAUUGCGUAUAGCCAGCAGAUGAAUAAGGUCUACUUAUGCGCAUCUCCACAAUGUCCGUUCCCGGAUGCAUGGUUAGGCAGUGCACUAAACACCGGCCUAUUUGACUUUCUCUCGGUCCAAUUCUACAACAACCCUCCUUGCGAAUAUUCUGGCAAUGCGCAGGAUCUGAAGAGCUAUUGGAGCAAGUGGAUGUCGAUCCCCGCUGGCCAAAUAUUUCUAGGCUUGCCUGCUUCCCCGGAGGCUUCCGGUAGUGGCUAUAUUCCCCCUGAUGUGCUCUCAUCUAAAGUGUUACCAUCCAUCAAACGCUCCCCCAAGUAUGGAGGUGUUACGCUUUGGUCUAAGCAAUAUGAUAAUGGCUAUAGCUCAGCAAUUAAGCCUAAUGUUUGAACUACGGAGCCAUUAGCAUAAGACAACAACUAUACAUACGCAGUGCUAAUGUUAAUUAGUUAAAGAAAAUACAUAUAUAUAUAUAUAUAUAUAUAUAUGAAUGUAUAAUAUGCAUGCAGAUGCAGGCUUGCUACGCAAAUUUGCAGUUUCUAAGUUCCUUAGAGUUAAUAAUCGCGCCAAUAAUAUCAUAAUGAUGUGUCAUUGGUCGUUGCAGAUUAAGAACAACUUCCAGUGUAACAACUGUGAGGAUCCUUGUUUUUAGUCAUCACUACUACUGUGACGCCCCUCCUAUGAGGCCGCCACUGUAACUUAAACUUUAACUUGUACUUACUGGGGUUUCUUAAAAUU